UGACAACCAUCACCUAUAUCACACCUCCUCAAAGAAUGAGUAAAGCAGCUCAAACAAUCAAGAAUUUGGCAGUUGAUAAACAUACGCCAUGCAUAUUUCAAGGAUUUACAGGUAAAAGUGCCACCUUUCAUGCUAAAUUAUCACUAAGCAUCGGAACAAAUAUCGUCGGAGGCGUAACGCCAAAGAAAGGAGGCCAAACGCAUCUUGAUAGACCAGUCUUUGAUACAGUAAAAGAGGCCGUUCGUCAAGUUAAGCCACAUGCGACUGCCGUUUUCGUUCCUCCAAUGUUAGCAGCAAAUGCGAUCAUUGAUGCGAUCGAGAAUGAGAUCCCUCUCAUUGUCAGCGUUGCAGAAGGUGUCCCGCUAAAAGAUCAAAUGCGGAUAAUGUCAGCUUUGCAUUCUCAAUCAAAAUCAAGAUUGGUCGGCUGUAAUUCACCCGGGAUGAUGAACCCUGCCGGUUGUAGAUUAGGAAUAUCUCCUUUGAGUAUCGCCGUUCCAGGUCCAAUCGGAAUCGCAUCUCGUUCAGGAACACUUUCUUAUGAAGCAGCAUGGUCAACGAAACAUAUGGGACAAUCAAACAUUUUAGGAUUAGGUGGGGAUUUCUAUCCGGGCACAAGACAUGCAGAAGCUGUGGAAUUCUUCAUGAAUGAUGAACAAACUCAAGGGAUCGUCUUGGUCGGAGAAGUGGGCGGAGUGAUGGAAGAAGAAGCUGCAGAAUUGAUCGCGAGACAAUACACUGGCUCGGAUGGCAAACCGAUCAAACCUGUCGUUGCUUUCAUUGCCGGCAGAAAUGUCCCACCAGGUCAAAUCUUUGGUCAUGCAGGCGCAAUUUGGCGUGAUGGUUUAUCAUCGGCAGAACAGAAACGGACAGCACUCAAGAACGCAGGAGUAGUAGUCGUUGAUGCAGUUGGGGAAGUAGGACAAGCGAUACAAAAAGAACUUGAGAGUAGAGGCAUCGAUCCGGUAAGGAAGGAGCAAUAGAUGCAAUUUUCGGCAAUCUGUACUUAUAAUAUCACACGUGAAAAA
Messenger RNA from Meira miltonrushii, 1025 nucleotides. Its product is annotated as alpha subunit of succinyl-CoA ligase. Gene Ontology annotation, biological process: tricarboxylic acid cycle. Gene Ontology annotation, cellular component: succinate-CoA ligase complex (ADP-forming); mitochondrion. The transcript has 2 exons. The record is from RefSeq and is a predicted model, not a curated record. NCBI's taxonomy places the organism in Eukaryota, Fungi, Basidiomycota, Exobasidiomycetes, Exobasidiales, Brachybasidiaceae. Gene Ontology annotation, molecular function: succinate-CoA ligase (ADP-forming) activity; succinate-CoA ligase (GDP-forming) activity. The coding region runs from base 36 to 980 and encodes 314 amino acids.